AUGCAUCACCCAACCCUAAUCUUAGAUCUGCCGACAGAGGUCGUGAUCGGGAUCAUUCGAUCCUGUGGUAGCUUCAAGCAAGCACUAGCACUGAUUUCAACAUGCAAGCAGCUACGUCUUCUCUGGGAGACAUUUUCGACUUCCAUGGUUUCGUAUAUCGGUCGGAAUGCAAUCCCAGCUUUUGACGACGCAUUAAUGGCCGUUCGAGCUACUGAGCAUGCAGCAGUGUAUUAUACUCAUCUGGUUCAUGUAGCAAAGGGCCUUGCUACAAUAUCACCUCCUCCACCUUCUAGGGUGUCAAUAAAUACACUUAUAUCCGGCGGUGCCGCCAAAGCCUCGAUUUACGAGGCAAAGAAAGUCCUUGAACUCAAGCUUUUCGUCGACUAUUCUCUCUAUCUCUCGCAUCAUCCAUCGACAGCUACUCAUCUAGCAUGUCUUACACAGAAGUCUACCUCUAUUCCAUUACCCACAGAAUGCGAACACAGACAGGGAGAGCGAGAGCGAGCGGAUAGAGGCGGACGAUCUGCUGCUUCGACCUCCACAGAGGAUGGUUCACAUGAAAACGACGAAGGUGAUGAAGACCAUGGAUAUACGGAAGAAGAAUGCCAUCUCGAAGCCCUUGUUUACGGCGGGAUGUAUAACUUCUUCACCAUUUCAGCCAUCCUAACCAAUCGGUAUUACGAACCAUUCUUCACUAGGAACCAGAUUGCCACCAGCCUUAGAGAAGGCUAUGAGAUCUUUUGGCCAAGAGAGGUUUCGAAUGACCCAUAUAUCGCCGCCGCGGUUGACUCGGGUGCACCCGGUAUCAUUGAUGAAAACACGGAGAGAUUGAGGGAAUACUACUUACCGAUGAGACAACUAAAGGAUGAAGAGGUAGAAUACUUAAUGCAAUGGGAUGUCUUUAACAAAACCAAAUUCAGAGAAAUGAAACAAGGAGGCCUAGCAGAAGCCUUCGACGAAAUAGCCGACUACUUCUGCGAAAGAGCCAAGAAACGAAUCAAAAACACGCCAAAGAAAAACAUACCCCCAGAAACAGGAACAGGAACCGCAAAGAAAGAAGAGGAAGAAUACCUCUUCGACAUUUCAACGGCUGCAGAAAUUCAACAAAUGAUGAUCCUAAACAACUGCUACGAAGUCUGGAUGCGAAUGCGAGAACGCAUGGACAGUCUAGUCGAACCCGUAAGACUAACCCACGAAAAGCUAUUAUACGCUUUAAACCGCGACGAUAUCUCAUUGACCACCAUCCCCGUCGUGUUUCACGCAAUCUAUGGCGUUGGCGACGCAAUGAUGCCAAGUACGAUCGAAGAUUUCAGAUCUCACUCUUAUGGGCCCGUCCCACCAAACCUUCAAGGGCAUGAUAGUAAUGGACAACCGCUGAAACAUACCGAAGUCUCGGAUGUUAUAUACCAGUUGAUUAGUAAAGUUGGGCAAGAACUUGGGGAUCCGGGACCUGGAGAGGACGGAGGGGAUGCGGUGAGAAGGUACUUUGAGUUUGGGUGGUCGGAAUAUGCGUUUUGGGAGUGGGUUAUGAACAGGAAGUUCGGGAUGAGGGUUAAUUGGAAGUGGGCAUAUGUAGAUAUCAGAUACGAUAAUUUUGUUAGAUAUGGAAAGGCUUUCGGAGGCAUUGAACAGUUUAGGAAGGAAAUUCCUGGAGUGGUUGUUCGUUUGAAUUAG
Messenger RNA from Orbilia oligospora ATCC 24927, 1674 nucleotides. RefSeq lists its product as uncharacterized. Lineage: Eukaryota; Fungi; Ascomycota; Orbiliomycetes; Orbiliales; Orbiliaceae. Bases 1 to 1674 code for a protein of 557 amino acids. The transcript is spliced from 2 exons. The record is from RefSeq and is a predicted model, not a curated record.